Molecule: messenger RNA, 1644 nt
Organism: Jaculus jaculus (lesser Egyptian jerboa)
Lineage: Eukaryota; Metazoa; Chordata; Mammalia; Rodentia; Dipodidae
Gene: Txndc12
Product: thioredoxin domain containing 12
Exons: 8
Coding region: 371-868 (165 amino acids)
Cellular component (GO): endoplasmic reticulum
Source: RefSeq, a predicted model, not a curated record
CGAGCGUACUUCACGGUGGUCUUUGACAACGCGCUCAAGCAAGCGGCAGGGAAAAGUUGCUCACUCCGGGAUACGGAGGUGGCAAGAUAGCCCUUGAGUUCGAGGCCAGCCUGAGACUCCACGCAUUCCCUGGUUCGAGGACGCGCUGGACCCACACGGGGAAGCAACUCGCCCUGAAACAGCCCGCCAGCCUUCCACGAGCCCUGCACCUUUAAACGUGAACUCCAUGCAAAUCGGACCUCGGAGGCACCACCCACAUCCGUGUAACAUCACUUCCUUCUGAGUUUUGGGGGCGGGGGAGGGGAUCGGGGACCUCCGGGGCCUGGAUUUGAGCCGCUGCGCCCGGGAGGCAGUCGCCGCCGCCGCCGAGAUGGCCACCUGUUUGCUGGGCUUCGCCCUGCUGCUCCUCGUCGCCUGCUCGGAUGGACACAGCGGGCUCGGAAAGGGAUUUGGAGAUCAUAUUCACUGGAGGACUCUGGAAGAUGGGAAGAAGGAAGCGGCUGCAAGUGGAUUGCCCCUGAUGGUGAUUAUCCACAAAUCCUGGUGUGGCGCUUGCAGGGCUUUAAAACCCAAAUUUGCAGAAUCUACAGAAAUUUCAGAAUUGGCUCAUAAUUUUGUUAUGGUAAAUCUGGAGGAUGAAGAGGAGCCCAAGGAGGAAGAUUUCAGCCCUGAUGGGGGGUAUAUUCCACGAAUCCUCUUCUUGGACCCCAGCGGCAAGGUGCAUCCUGAGAUCAUCAACGAGAGUGGAAACCCCAGCUACAAGUAUUUCUACGUCAGUGCUGAGCAAGUUGUCCAGGGGAUGAAGGAGGCCCAGGAGAGGCUGACCGGGGACGCCUUCAGAAAGAAACACAUUGAAGAUGAGUUGUGACACCACCGAGUCUCUUCCUGCAUCCGAGUUCCUCUUGGGGAAGGAAAGCAGCAGCGGAGAGAAUCGCCCAGAACAACUGAACCGCCCGGAAGCCCGGCUUCCACCCUCCCCCCCGGGUCGAGCUGUCCCUGCGGGCAAGCCUGCUGUCCCUGUGUCGGAGGACCCGGCAGCACGUGGCCGACUCUCUCCCGCUCCCUGUCCCCUAAAUGUCCAUUGCCUCUGACUGUAAACAAUGAAACUCUGCCACACAAAACAUGAGCCAUUUGGAGAUUUCACUCCUCCCAUGUCAGUGUUUGAGUCUUGACCCACUUCUUCCUGCUCUGCCGUGAAAGGAGACGGAUAUAGCACCUUUUCUAUAGCGUCAAAAUUUCAGGAAUACUUUAUCAAUUUUUUUUUCUUGUUUGCUUUUAAUAAAAAAAUCAUAAAUAGAAACCACCAGCCAAUCUUUCUCCUGCUCUCUUGGAAAUACUCUGGGGCUUCCAGAAUCCUUGCAGCCUCCAUCCCUCCUACUCAGUCUUGGGCAGUCUUUCCAGUUUGCACAUGCGUGUGUGUGUGUGUGUGUGUGUGUGUGUGUGCGCGCGCACGCGUAGGAAUGGCUGUGUGCUUGGAUGGAGCCCGGGCUAGAAGCAUGCUUUCCCUGUUAGUGUUGGACAAACUCAAACCCCUGUGGAGCCUUUUUUUUUUUUUCUCAUCAACUGUAUUUUUGUACUGGGAUUAACAGAAAAUAUAAGAUGAAAUAUUGUUUGAUUGAACUUUAAUAAAACUUUAAAAGGAAA